Trichoderma reesei QM6a is the source of this 1188-nucleotide messenger RNA. RefSeq lists its product as uncharacterized. NCBI's taxonomy places the organism in Eukaryota, Fungi, Ascomycota, Sordariomycetes, Hypocreales, Hypocreaceae. Bases 1 to 1188 code for a protein of 395 amino acids. Gene Ontology annotation, biological process: proteolysis. Gene Ontology annotation, molecular function: metalloexopeptidase activity. The transcript has 3 exons. The record is from RefSeq and is a predicted model, not a curated record.
AUGAAAUUCCUACAGACCUCUCUUGUGGCGGCCUUGCCUGCAGCCCUCGUCAGCGGCCGCUUCGUGGCGGAGAACGAGGGCGACCAUGUUAUUCUCGAGGAGCCGGCCAAGUACCUCAUCGAGCUGGGCCCCGGCGAGACGCAAUGGGUGACCGAGGAGGACAAGUGGGAUCUCAGACGUAACGGCCAACGCUUCAUGGACAUCACCGACACGCGAGACCUCGGCUCCCUGCGCGCCCAGUUCCGGGCUGCCACCGUCCAGUUCCCCGACAAGUGCGUCAAGCAGAAGGAGGUCGGCCAGCUCGCCGGCAACCUGUCAAAGGACGAGAUGCUCAAGAACCUCGAGAAGCUGACGAGCUUCCACACCCGAUACUACAAGUCCGACUACGGCCGCCAGUCGUCCGAGUGGGUGCUGGACAAGGUCAACCAGAUCAUCAAGGACGCCGGCGCCAGCGACACCGUCACGGCGAGCCCCUUUGCCCACUCGUGGCCGCAGAGCUCCGUCAUUGCGCGCAUCCCCGGCAAGAGCAACACCACCGUCGUCAUCGGUGCGCACCAGGAUUCCAUCAAUCUGUGGUUGCCCGCUAUCCUCGCGGCUCCUGGCGCCGACGACGACGGCAGUGGCACCGUCACCAUCCUGGAAGUCUUCCGCACGCUGCUCGGAGACAAGGACGUCGUUGGCGGCUCUGCUAGGAACACGGUCGAGUUUCACUGGUACAGCGCCGAGGAGGCCGGGCUCUUGGGCAGCCAGGCCAUCUUCCAGGCGUACGAGAAGGCGGGCCGCGACGUCAAGGCCAUGCUGCAGCAGGACAUGACGGGCUACGCUCAGGGGACCAUUGACGCGGGCAAGCCAGUGAGCGUGGGCGUUAUCACCGACUACGUUGAUCCUGGCCUUACUGCCUUUAUCAAGAAGGUUAUCGAGGAGUACUGCAGCAUCCCUUGGGUCGAGACCAAGUGCGGCUAUGCUUGCUCUGACCACGCCUCUGCCUCCAAGGCCGGUUACCCUUCUGCCUUUGUUAUUGAGUCGGCAUUUGAGAACUCGGACCAGCACAUCCACGGCACUGAAGACCUGAUCAAGUAUCUGUCGUUUGACCACAUGCUUGAGCAUGCCAAGAUGACCUUGGGCUUGGUGUACGAGCUGGCGUACCACGACUUUUCCUCAGCCCGUGAUGAGCCCUCAGAACUGUAA